Messenger RNA from Scleropages formosus (Asian bonytongue), 2041 nucleotides. It is a transcript of the gene fn3krp, whose product is annotated as fructosamine 3 kinase related protein. The record is from RefSeq and is a predicted model, not a curated record. The transcript is spliced from 6 exons. Lineage: Eukaryota; Metazoa; Chordata; Actinopteri; Osteoglossiformes; Osteoglossidae. The coding region runs from base 58 to 966 and encodes 302 amino acids.
UAUACGCGAAACGGUUGACGGAAGAAUCCCAGACGAGACUGUUAAAAUUGACAGAAUAUGGAAACUUUGCUUAAGAAAGAGCUGGGGACAUCCAAGCUGAAACCCAUCGGCCAUGCAGGGGGCGGCUGUAUCAGUGAAGGAAGAAGCUACGAAACUGACCAUGGAAUGGUGUUUGUGAAGAUAAAUCACAAGAGUCAGGCAAGACUGAUGUUCGAUGGGGAAGAGGCCAGUUUGAAAGCUAUUCUGGAAACUGAAACUGUGAAGGUGCCUAAACCAGUGAAAGUGUUUGAUCUGAAGAACGGAGGUGCGGUCUUCGCUAUGGAGCACCUUGACAUGAGGAGCCUCAACAGGUUCUCUGCACAGCUAGGGGAACAGCUUGCUGACUUGCACCUCCACAACCAAAGACAAAAGGAGAAGGAGGAGCAAACCGUUGGUAAAGCAGGUCAAAAGACCGUCGACAAGUUUGGGUUCCACACCACAACCUGUUGUGGAUACCUGCCACAGGCGAAUGACUGGCAAAGCGAUUGGGUGGCAUUCUAUUCCCAGCAGAGGCUUCAGCAUCAGAUCAGUAUGGUGAUGAAGACAUAUGGAGACAGAGAGGUUGAUGAGCUAUGGUCUCAGCUACAGCUGAAGAUCCCGCAGCUUUUCAGUGAAAUAGAGGUCUUUCCAGCUCUGCUGCACGGGGACCUCUGGGGUGGCAAUGUGGCAGAAUGCGCAGAUGGUCCGGUCACAUUUGACCCUGCCUCCUUCUAUGGCCACUCCGAAUUCGAGCUGGGCAUUGCUGGCAUGUUUGGGGGCUUCGGAAGCUCUUUCUACUCCGCAUACCACAGUAAAAUACCCAAGGCACCGGGGUUUGAGAAGAGGCAGCAGCUCUACCAGCUUUUCCACUAUCUGAACCACUGGAACCAUUUUGGUGGGGGAUACAAGGGAUCGUCCCUGCGUAUCAUGAGGAAUCUUGUAAAGUAGAUGGCAAAGGACACUCAAAUUCUGCACUCUUUGAGAAGCUGUUUAAAAUUUCUUUUCCUGUUUUUUUCAGGUGCCUGAUAACUGCAUGACAGUGAUAGUGUCUGUUAUAGUUACCAAAUGCAGCUAACUGAGACAAUGUAUCCUGGGUAAAUAUUUCUGACAGGCAUGCAGUAUGAUUCCGUUGCAGUAUGGUCCUCAUUAAGUAUAAGGAGGAUGGGAGUGUUGGUACCGGACUGGGUAACUGUGUGGUGGCUAUACUGAGUCAUUAAUGCACCUAUGACACCUGGUCAAGGAAAACACUGCACAACAUCAGUUGAUGAAUUUCAACCCUCGCUGGUAUUAGAAUGGUUGUAAUUUAAAUACCUUUCUGUAAUGUGCGGUAUCCAUUAGGUGUUUUGAGUAGUUUCUUGUUCAACUCAAAGCUAAACUUAAAACCUCUUGAAGCUAUUCACAUGGUCACUACCCUAAGCAUUAAUGUAUGUUUCUGGCCUAUGCCGUCUUUCAAUUCAGUCAAAAAGUAAAAAUAUAUUAUUAAAUAAUAUCCUUAAUUAGAUACCCAUAUUACAUUUUCUCUGAUUCAUUUUGGAAGAUUUUUCUACAUUAAUUUUAGGAGCAUUACAUAUAAUUCUACAGUUUCUUAAACAUUAAUUUUCUGUGAUCUUACCAUGGUAUUAAAACUGCAUCUCAGAAUAAAAUCUGAAUCAGUGUGUAAAAGCUGAUGCUCACUAAGCGCAAGGUAUUAAUUGGUGUAUUUUUAAGGACUAAUACAACGCUUUUUAAUAAUUUACAUUCCAUGGGUUCCCCAUAUUGGUUACAAUACAAGGUCAGUAAUUCCAGAGCUUUCAGUCUUAAUAUAAACAUGUUGCAGAUUUUUUCCUAAUAAGUUUUCAAAAGUUUAUUUUGAUUAUAUUAAUUUCAGUGUAAAAAUUGCUGUGCAAUAGACUUAGCUAAUUUUGUGAGCUGGUGGGCUUAUUUCUAAGUCCAAUGAUUGUAAAUAUUUAAAAAGGUUGAAGACCCAGCGCUUCAGAUUGCCAUGGUGUUACAUUCCUGCUGUGCAACUCAAUGAGCAGUUACU